Plutella xylostella (diamondback moth) is the source of this 3803-nucleotide messenger RNA. RefSeq lists its product as uncharacterized. NCBI's taxonomy places the organism in Eukaryota, Metazoa, Arthropoda, Insecta, Lepidoptera, Plutellidae. Gene Ontology annotation, biological process: regulation of transcription by RNA polymerase II. Gene Ontology annotation, cellular component: nucleus. Gene Ontology annotation, molecular function: protein binding; DNA binding. The record is from RefSeq and is a predicted model, not a curated record.
CAAUUUAAAAAGUUGGUAUAGCUAAAGUGAAUGUACUCAUCAAAAUGACAAAUUAAAAAGUUUUAUUUUUCUUAUAUUGGUACGAGAUUUUAUUGAUUGUUUUCUUUCAUAAGAUUUUCGGCCAGACGGCGACUGAAAUUGCAAGUUACUGUGAUAUAUUUAUUUUUCAAAACUAUUCUUAUCAAAUAAUUAAAUGAGCAGGGAUAUCGAGUUAUGUCUAUAAGUAAUGGAAGGUACAGAACUGGGUGGCGACCAGCAAUUCUGUUUGAGAUGGAACAAUUUUCAAGCGAACAUAACUUCUCAAUUCGAGGCGCUACGCGAUGAUGAGGACUUCGUGGAUGUCACCCUGGCGUGCGAGGGACACAGGCUGGAGGCCCACAAAGUGGUGCUCUCUGCUUGUAGUCCCUAUUUCAAGGAACUAUUCAAAAACAACCCGUGCCCGCACCCCAUAAUCUUCAUGCGCGACUGCGAGGUGUCGCACGUGCGCGCGCUGCUGCAGUUCAUGUACGUGGGGCAGGUGAACAUUGCGCAGGCGCAGCUGUCCGCCUUCCUGCGCACGGCCGACGCGCUGCAGAUCAGAGGGUUGACGGACUGCUCGCAACAUAAUGAUGCUAAGAAACCGAAUCGAAAGUCUCCUCCCUCCCAACUGCGUAAUUUGCUCAGCGCCAAGCCGUCUCACUCUACCUCCGCCUCCAAAGUCCCAAGCCAAAACGAGUCCAACGCCGAAGAGCCAGAGAAGAGUGGCAGCCGCCGCUCCGAGAGGAAUUCUCCCGAUGUUGCCAGAAAUAAUCUCAAUGAAGAAGCUCCUUUUCAAACGUCUAGUCAAACCAGGCCUAAUAAUGAUGACUAUAGCGAACCAACCAACUAUCCCCAUAUAAGGGUGAAAACUGAUCUCGAAGCGCCAGACAUCAAGAAUGAGGAUCCAGAGACGCUCAUGGAAGGCGCCGAUGAUAGAGACCGGUGUCCGGACUUCAACUCUGAUCUUUUUGAACCAAAAAUGGAAAUGAUGGAGCAGGAAGCGAGCGACGAAGAGAAGUCCAACUUCCCGCCGCUCUAUUACAAUGACAACAACGCGCUGGCGAAUCCGUUCGCUGCACUUCAAGGGAACGUGGUGGAUGCGAUGGGCGCAGUGGCGGAUAUGAGAGAUGACAACAUAGAAGCGGGCGCGGACGCGGCGGGCGUGCCGUGCGCGCAGUGCGGCCGCCGCUACAGCAACGCGUCCAACCUGCGCCAGCACGUGCGGCUCAUCCACGAGGCGCGCCCCGCCGCCUGCGCCGUCUGCGGCCGCUGCUUCAAGACCCCGCUGUACCUCCGCCGCCACACGCUCGCGCAGCACGCCCGGCCGCCGCCGCCGCCGCAACACCCCGACCAAAAACUCGCUCUCUUCAAGUAACAGCAUUGAACGGUCGCCGGGGACCUCUCCGCUUACGUGCCUUUAUAAUACCGAUAAUACUAGUUCCGAUUACUGAUUACUGAAUCAGCGGACCCCCGCCGCCGCUGCUCUUAGUUUUAAGUUGUCAGUGCAUUCAUUAUGGUAAACUAUGCGCGGAGUUCACAUUGAUUUGACACCAGCACAAAGUAAAUAAUUCUAAUUAAAUAAACCAUUAAGUCAUAAUGAGUAAUGAAAGGGACAUGUUGUACGGUCUCAUUGCAGUGGCGGGGGCCCGUUAGACACACUCUACAUACAUAGUACCUUCCUUUCUGACAAUAGACUGAUUGUUGUUAAGCAUUUGUUGCGACCGGUGCUGAUUUUACAUAACAUAGGUUAUUUACAGGUUACAUAAUUAUACACACAUGUUAUCCACACAGUAAUAAAGGCUGGCCUGUGCGCUGCCAGGGCUCGACUCGUAUACACACAUAUUUUGAUAAACCGCGAGCCUCUCGAUGGCAGGGCACAGGAAGUAGCGGCCAUAACAGUUUUAUUUUAUGAACCACUUCGCGACUUUUUGUGGGAAAUACAGAAAUUCGUGAAGACUACACAAUAGUGAUAUUUUUAUACACAAUAGUUUUAUCUUUACACAAAUGUUGAUUAUUGAGUGAUUGGACGGUCCCCGGUUUUAGUUUGUACAAUCGGAUGUAGGUAGACUACUGUGAGAGAUGUCGCCAUAUUUAAAUAUGCGCGAUUAUAAUAAGAUAAAGUAACGUAAUAUUAGUCGUAAACAUUAUAGUUAGGAAGCCGUCGCCAUACUCGCCACGCGGCUGUGGUGCAGUCGAUCCCGCUUUUAGAAUUAGAUUUUAUUAUUAUUGAGGAUUUUAUGACGAUUUUUAUUUUGAUUGACUGAUUAUGAGUUUUUAUUAGAUUUAAUACGAAAAUAUUUGCCAUGAUGAUGUACCAUCUAGUCAUUUACUGUAGAAGCCAGCAUUAUGAAUGGGGCAGGGAUGAGAGUAAUAUUUUUGUGGUAUGUAUAAAGGGUUGUGAAUUUGAAUAUUAGUGGGUCGCUAGUGGCUGGCGCGGGUCGCGUAGACAUUCGGUUUGAUCUCAAGUAGCUCCUCAUUGGCUUGAUCUCGCCAGGUUUGAACUUGCAUUUAUUUAUUCGAAAGUGUAUCCAUUAUCGAUAUGUCAAAUUAACAUAUUUUAGAGAUUUAUACGUAUCCACCUACAUGGGAAACCGUGUUUUAACUGUGCGUAAAUAGAGCUGAAAUUCUUAAAGCUUUCGUAGCCCACCUAUUAUAUAAAAUUAAGGAUUUUGGUAAAUUUUAAAGUAAGGUAUUUCUCUUGGGAAUAACUUAGGACUCUGCAUGCGGAGUUUAUAGAUAUUCUUUUAAAAGAAUCAUGUUUACCAUGAAAUAAUUUGUCCUCUUUACGUUAACACUGGAUUGGUGCAAGUUGAUAUCAUUUAGGUCUGUGAUACUUCCCAGGCUAUUUACCUAUUUCGUCACUGUAAAAUUAUUCAAAUACUACGCUAAAUUAUUUAAAAAAAUAUAAAUAAAAACACUUCGGCCCUCAAUUAUCUACCUACUGUAAGGCACAGAAACAUAUUUUAAUCAAAUCACUUAAUUAAGUAAAACUGCUUUGUAUUCGUAUAUAAUAAAGAUAUAAAUAAUGUAAGCAUAGUCAAAUAAUCUCUUGCCACCGCGGGUGACGUAGGGACAUUAUAAGAGGCUCAUAGAAAUUAACACUAUAAUUAUUAGCAAUACUGCUGUCCUCGGAGAGCCUAAAAGGAACGGUUAUGGGGCAAUUGUAUGACAUCAUGGUGGUGGGUGGACCUUAUGUGGACCUGUAUAACUGUACGUUUAUCUUAAUGUCGGGUGACGUCACACCCGCUAUCUGGUUCACAUUUCACACAAAGACAGAUUUCUCGAGUGUACAAAACACCAGAUUAAAACAAUGGUGCGCUAUUUCCUUGAGCCUCUUAAACUGUCGUUAGAAGUUUAUCAUUGCGAUAAUAAUGUUUAUAAAUGUAAAUUAUUUAUUAACUCAAUAACACUAUACUUGUUGUGCUGCAAUAAUGGUUCAUUAUAAUAGAUUACAAUAGUUUCUGGCAUGACAUGCCACCGAUCGCAAUAUUACUGUUCAAAUACUUUUAUAUCCUCACAGCCCGUUAAAUGAAAUAGUUGUUUUUAUACAGAUAUUUACACAAUACUAUUGCUGUUAUUUUUUGUACAGUUGCUAGAUUAGAUCCUACUUAAAUGACAGCUCUAUAAAGCAUAAUACGAAUGGUUAAUUUCGUUUGACUAAUCUUAUUUUCCUAUUUAAAUGUAAAAUGUACAACUAUGUAGCGCAGAUUAUGAAUACAAUGUAUAUGUACAUAAAGUACUGUAAUUUUUUACUAAAUACCAGAAAAUAAAAUAUUGGAAUGAAA